Messenger RNA from Chiloscyllium plagiosum (whitespotted bambooshark), 1174 nucleotides. RefSeq names its product ketohexokinase (gene khk). The record is from RefSeq and is a predicted model, not a curated record. Gene Ontology annotation, molecular function: ketohexokinase activity. Gene Ontology annotation, biological process: fructose metabolic process. NCBI's taxonomy places the organism in Eukaryota, Metazoa, Chordata, Chondrichthyes, Orectolobiformes, Hemiscylliidae.
GUUGUUACUAAAUCCCUUCUUGUUCAUUAUACUUUUUAUUGUUUGUAUCAACUGUAAUAAAAACAAGGUGUCUGCUGUCAGGACGGAAGAAUGGCAACGAAAAAGAAGCAGAUCCUUUGUGUUGGCUUAGUUUGUUUGGACAUAAUUAAUGUGGUUGAUAAAUUUCCAGUGGAAGAUACAGACACACGAUGUCUGUCUCAGAUAUGGCAACGGGGUGGGAAUGCUUCCAAUUCAUGCACAGUUCUGGCAUUACUUGGUGCUCCAUGUGGAUUCCUAGGCUCCCUGACACCUGGGCAUGUUUCAGAUUUCAUAACAGAUGAUUUUCAAAGCAGAGGUAUCAACAUAUCGAAUAUUGUAUGGCAACAAGCGGGAAUCACGCCUAGUGCUUGCUGUAUCGUGAACCUUUCCAGUGGCUCUCGGACAGUCAUAGUAUCUGACAUGAAUUUAUGUGAUGUUACCUCAGAUGAUUUCAGGAAAAUUGAUCUUUCCCUAUACCAAUGGAUUCACUGGGAGGGCCGAAAUGCAUCUGAGCAAGUUGCUAUGAUACAGCAAGUUGAACAGUACAAUGUCACUGUGUCAGCAGAGCUGCGAAUUACCACCUCUGUGGAGAUUGAGAAAACAAGAGAAGAACUUUACCAACUCUUUGGGCACGGAGACUUCGUUUUCAUCAGCAAAGACGUUGCCAGACAUUUUGGGUUUAAUUCUGCAUCAGAAGCUGUAAAAGGACUUUACAACCGAGUAAAGCCAGGUGCCUACUUAAUCUGUGCCUGGGCUGAGCAGGGAGCUGAUGCAAUGGGUCCUGAUGGUGUCUUUCAUUCAAACGCCUUUCCUCCUGAAAAACUUGUCGAUACCCUUGGAGCAGGAGAUACAUUCAUUGCAGCUGUACUAUUUUCAUUGUACAAUGGCAAAUGUAUUCAGGAAUCAUUGAUAUUCGGUUGUCAAAUCGCAGGGAGAAAGUGUGGAAUUCAAGGAUAUGAUGGAAUUGUAUGAUUGGAGAAAUGAAUAUUCACAGAUCAUUGAAAUAAGAAAGGUCUACUAAGGAAUCUGGUUAUUCUUGCAACUUUGUAAAUAUAUUAAAAUGAUUUUGAUGAUUUCCUUUGAUUUUGAAAUAAAUACAAACAAUCAGGGAAGGAAUAGACGAGUGGCAUUAUCGAUAGACUGUUAAUCCAGAGAC